AUGUCGACGCCCUCGUCCGCUUUGCAGCUGCCCCCACCUGCCGCCUCCCGUCCUCCCGAGUGCCCCCCACCCGCCGCGCUGUCCUCUGUACUGACCGAGUUACACCUGACGCGCGUCGUGCCGACUCUGUGGUGCAUUGGGAGCCACCGGCCCGCGCGCUUUCGCCUCACACCGUCGCACUGUGUAAUCGAAGGCGUCGACAGUUGCACAGAAGAGACCGCGUGGGACGACGUCUUGGGCGCCCACGUGCGCACAGCGGACGGAAAGCCUAUUGACGCGGCAGUGGACUAUACUACUGGGGCAGACCCCAAUGCCUCGUUCGUGUUGACUCUGUACGUCUGCGGCUCGCAGCAGCUCAGGCCCAAGACGUUGAAGAAGCGCAAGACGAGCGAGUUCGUGUUUCGAUGUACUGGACAGCAGCUGCCACAGGUUGUCAGGCUGCAGCAGUGCAUUAACUUUCUAGCGGACCCGAGGAACCAGGAGAGCGUGCAGAAGGUCGAGACGCUGGACGACCUGGAGCUUGUCGAGCGACCGCCACGCAAGUACCUGGUGCUAGUGAACCCUGUCAGUGGACCAGGACGUGCGAUGCAGAUCUACGAGAACAAGGUGGCACUGCUGUUUCAGCAUGCCAAUGUAACGACGGAUGUAAAAAUCAUGGACCACGCGCAGCACGCGACGGAAGCCGUGAUGGAGAUGCCGUUGGGUGUGUACGACUGUGUCGUGGGGGUGGGCGGCGACGGCACUUUAUACGAGAUUGUACAGGGUUUGAUGAAACGAGCAGACUGGAACAGAGCCAUUCGACAACCGAUCGGGGUCAUUCCUGGUGGAUCGGGCAACGGUCUCGCGCACUCUAUCUGCCAUCGAAGCGGUGAAGAGGGCAAGCCGGUGAAUGCUGCUUAUAUCUUGGCGAAGGGUAUGCCGCAUAACUUGGACAUCACGUCGGUGUCGAAUGGAAAAGAGACGACGUACUCGUUCUUGUCGCUGGAGUGGGCUUCCAUUGCUGAUGUCGACAUUGGAUCGGAAAACCUGCGUAUGCUAGGCGGACUGCGGUUCACGGUAUCAUUUGUGAACCAGUUGCUGUUCCAGAGACCCGAUUAUCCGGGCAAAAUUUGGUACCUUGAAGAAGACGAGAACGAAAACCCUCCGCUGUACUUUGAGAAGCACGAUCCCGAGUCGACGGAUCGGCCUAAGAUGGACUUGGUCGUUGGAAAGGGUCAAGAUUUGUCUGGCGUUUUGCAGCAAACGACUGGAGAAGAGAUCCAAACGAAGACUGAAAAGGACGCUGGCAAGGGUGGUAAGUGGAAGGAGCUAUGCGGUCAUUUCCGUGUCGUCUGGACGAUGAACGUAUCACACGCGGCUUCCGACGCUCACGUUGCUCCCGACGCGGAGUUGGACGACGGCUUCAACUACAUCACGCUCAUGGAUGGCUCACACUCUCGCAGGAACCUGGUCGCUAUGAUGUUGGCCAUUGAAACGGGCGGGCACGUGGACAAGAAGGGCGUGCAGCAUGUGCGCACACGAGCGUUCAAGAUCAUGCCGGAUCGGGCUGACGACCUUAUGUGCGUGGACGGCGAGUUGAUGGAUGGUCCAUACCUCGAGGCAGAAGUGCACCGUGGCAUGGCUUGCAUUAUGGCCAUUCCUCGCUGUCCGAGGAAUAGCGAAAAGUAG
Hyaloperonospora brassicae is the source of this 1668-nucleotide messenger RNA. NCBI's taxonomy places the organism in Eukaryota, Oomycota, Peronosporomycetes, Peronosporales, Peronosporaceae. The record is from the annotation of a GenBank genome assembly.